UGUGUUAUUCCUGCUGUGUGAACCUGAUCAGAAAGUUGAGCCUCUCUGUCUCUUGGGAACUGCAAAUCAGAGAAACAGGAAGAGGAGGAGGCUCUGACUUGCAUAUUUUAAAUUCAGUCUGAUGCUCAGACAGUCAGCAGCAAGACAAAAUGCCGGUGACAGCGCUCUGCUUCAGACUGUUGAUGACUGCGUUGUUGCUGCUGGUUGGACAAGUUGACUUCAGUUAUCCACGAAAAGCUGAUGUAGGUUUUCCUCAGGUUGUUCCAAACAGACAGCAGUACUUUGAGUAUGAGUCCAUUGUUAUCAGCUGUGAGGGGCUGGAGGGAUUGACUGGAUGAGGAAGACCAAAGGAUCUGUUAGAACAUGUGCUUCUAGCUGGUCGACAUCAACAGGACCCUGUCAAAUUAAAAAUGCCUUUCCAGGACCUGACAGUGGAGAAUACUGGUGUGAAAUUGGAAGGAAGAAAAGCAACACUGUCAACAUCACUGUCACUGCUGGUUCAGUGAUCCUGGAGAGUCCUGUCCUUCCUGUGACGGAGGGAGACAAUGUAACUUUGUGCUGCAGAACGAAGCAGACGUCCUCCAACCUCAACGCUGAAUUCUAUAAAGACGGCCACUUCAUGGAGAGCAGCUCUACAGGAAACAUGACCAUCCACACUGUUUCCAGGUCUAAUGAAGGACUCUACAAGUGCAGCAUCUCUGGAGCUGGAGAAUCAGCAGAGAGCUGGCUGACAGUCAGAGAAGCUCAUGAAGAGCCUCCCUCCCAUCAUGCCCCUCAGCUCUAUCUGCUGCUCAGCGUUGGUGUCAGUGUUUUCUUGGUGGCUCUGAUGCUGGUUGUCGGAUUACUGCGAUGUGGGAAACAUCAAACGAUCAUCACAGGUAACACAACAUCUCCUUCCUCGUUCCAGUCGUCCCCUUCUCCACAAACAGUGUCUGGAGAGGCUCACGUAGCUGAUCCGAUGCAGGCAACAUACUCUGUAGUCACAAAACCCAGGAACGAGAACG
This is a messenger RNA of Micropterus dolomieu (smallmouth bass), 1004 nucleotides long. RefSeq lists its product as uncharacterized. Gene Ontology annotation, molecular function: transmembrane signaling receptor activity. The record is from RefSeq and is a predicted model, not a curated record. Gene Ontology annotation, biological process: cell surface receptor signaling pathway. The annotation marks the transcript as partial. The transcript is spliced from 8 exons. Lineage: Eukaryota; Metazoa; Chordata; Actinopteri; Centrarchiformes; Centrarchidae.